ACAUUAGUCCAAAAGAAUCGUGUGGGACCCGAAAAGAAUCGUGUAAAAACUGCUCAGGCAGUGAAGAUGAAGACGCCAGCUCAUUCUCUUGAUAAGAUUGAGUGCCUCGAUUACCAGAAUAUACCAUACUUGCUUGCCUAGUACACUACUAGUUAUAUUUACACAUAAACACACAGCGUGGAAACCAAAAAAUGGGGAAAAAACAAUCGGAAGCUGAAAUUCUCUCAAGCAAUUCAUCAAACACCUCUCCUGCAACAUUCAAGCUGGUCGGUUUCAACAACUUCGUCCGCGCCAACCCCAAGUCCGAUCACUUCGCCGUGAAGCGGUUCCACCACAUUGAGUUCUGGUGCGGCGACGCCACCAACACGUCGCGGCGGUUCUCGUGGGGCCUCGGCAUGCCUUUGGUGGCGAAAUCGGAUCUCUCUACUGGCAACUCUGUUCACGCUUCUUAUCUUGUUCGCUCGGCGAAUCUCAGUUUCGUCUUCACCGCUCCUUACUCUCCGUCCACGACCACUUCCUCUGGUUCAGCUGCCAUCCCGUCUUUCUCGGCCUCGGGUUUUCACUCUUUUGCGGCCAAGCACGGCCUUGCUGUUCGGGCUAUUGCUCUUGAAGUUGCUGACGUGGCUGCUGCGUUUGAGGCCAGUGUUGCGCGUGGGGCCAGGCCGGCGUCGGCUCCUGUUGAACUGGGCGACCAGGCGUGGUUGGCGGAGGUGGAGUUGUACGGAGAUGUGGUCUUGAGGUUUGUUAGUUUUGGGAGGGAGGAGGGUUUGUUUUUGCCUGGAUUCGAGGCGGUGGAGGGGAUGGCGUCGUUUCCGGAUUUGGAUUAUGGAAUUAGAAGACUUGAUCAUGCGGUGGGGAAUGUUACCGAGUUGGGGCCUGUGGUGGAGUAUAUUAAAGGGUUUACGGGGUUUCAUGAAUUUGCGGAGUUUACAGCGGAGGAUGUGGGGACUUUGGAGAGUGGGUUGAAUUCGGUGGUGUUGGCGAAUAACGAGGAGAUGGUUCUGUUGCCCUUGAAUGAGCCUGUGUAUGGGACCAAGAGGAAGAGUCAGAUACAGACUUACUUGGAGCACAAUGAAGGGGCUGGAGUGCAGCAUUUGGCUUUAGUGAGUGAGGAUAUUUUUAGGACUUUGAGGGAGAUGAGGAAGAGGAGUUGCCUCGGUGGUUUUGAGUUUAUGCCUUCGCCACCGCCUACGUAUUACAAGAAUUUGAAGAAUAGGGUCGGGGAUGUGUUGAGUGAUGAACAGAUCAAGGAGUGUGAAGAUUUGGGGAUUUUGGUGGAUAGGGAUGAUCAGGGUACAUUGCUUCAAAUCUUUACCAAGCCUGUAGGUGACAGGCCUACCUUAUUCAUAGAGAUCAUUCAGAGGGUAGGGUGCAUGCUCAAGGAUGAUGCAGGGCAGAUGUACCAGAAGGGCGGGUGCGGAGGAUUUGGGAAGGGGAACUUCUCAGAGCUGUUCAAGUCCAUCGAAGAAUAUGAAAAAACACUUGAAGCUAAACAAAUCACUGGAUCUGCUGCUGCAUGAGAGUCCAGUUAACAAAAAAAAUUCCUCAAAUGCUUUUACAUUAUAUGACUGCAAAUGUGUAACCUCCAUGUAUAAUAUAAUGUUUUUAAGCCAAACCAGCAUUCACAUAACCUGCUUCCCUCAGGUAUGCACAAAAGAUGGAUUAACAUUGUAUAACUUGCAAGUUGUAUGUUAUUCAUCUUCUCUAAUUUAUAAAGAGAAAUAUAAAAUAAAGUACUAAGCUUUUACCUA
Molecule: messenger RNA, 1751 nt
Organism: Daucus carota subsp. sativus
Lineage: Eukaryota; Viridiplantae; Streptophyta; Magnoliopsida; Apiales; Apiaceae
Product: 4-hydroxyphenylpyruvate dioxygenase
Exons: 2
Coding region: 192-1520 (442 amino acids)
Biological process (GO): L-tyrosine catabolic process
Molecular function (GO): 4-hydroxyphenylpyruvate dioxygenase activity
Source: RefSeq, a predicted model, not a curated record